Molecule: messenger RNA, 1869 nt
Organism: Coniosporium apollinis CBS 100218
Lineage: Eukaryota; Fungi; Ascomycota; Dothideomycetes
Exons: 2
Coding region: 1-1869 (622 amino acids)
Molecular function (GO): monooxygenase activity; flavin adenine dinucleotide binding
Source: RefSeq, a predicted model, not a curated record
AUGCUCACUGACCGGCGACCACACACCAUCGACCUUCCUCGCUUCGUCGAGCCUCACGCUCGCGUAGCAUUACCCAAAGGCUCUGCUUCAUCGCCCAAUGAGGUGGCUCAGACAUGGCUUGAUUCCUUUGAAUCUGCCUUGGCCGCCGGCGAUGUAGCAAAGCUCAAGACGCUGUUCCACGCCAACAGCUGGUGGAGGGACCACCUGGCACUAUCCUGGGAUUACCACACCCUCCAUCCGCUUUCCAAGAUCGAGGACUUCCUAUCAGCCCGCAUUGGCCAGCUCCAGCUUUCCAACUUCCGCCUCGCGGAGAUUGGCAGCUUCACUCCCACUAAGAAGACUCCAACGAAGGACCUUGACUGGGUUGAGUCCAUGUUUGAGUUCGAGACCAGAACUGGACGCGGAAAGGGUGUCUUUAGGCUCGUACAAGGACAUGACGAUGUUUGGAAGGCAUAUACAGUAUACACUUCAUUGCAAGAGCUGAGGGGGUACGAGGAGGCCGCUGGAAGGAGAAGGCCGCAUGGAGGAAAUAACAAGCUCCAGGGUGGCCUUAAUUGGCUUGAGCGUCGGCAGAGGAAGAUUGAGUUCAAGGACGAAGAGCCCACUGCGUUCAUCGUCGGCGCUGGACAGGCCGGCCUCAACAUUGCCGCCCGCCUUCAAGCACUCAACAUAUCCUGUCUCAUAAUCGACCGCAACCCACGCGUUGGUGACAAUUGGCGCAACCGCUACCGCACCCUCUCUACCCAUGACCCUGUACAUACAUGCCACAUGGCAUACCUUCAAUUCCCCGCGAACUGGCCCUUCUUCACUCCCAAGGAUAAGCUGGCCGACUGGUUCGAGUCAUAUGCUAGUAUCAAUGAGCUCAACGUCUGGCUCUCCACCAGCAUCACCAACUCCUCCUGGUCCGAUGAGGACAAAACCUGGACCAUCUCCGUCAAGCGCGGCGACAAGAACGGCGAAGAACGAACACUAAAGCCAAGAUACGUUGUCUUCUGCACAGGUCACUCCGGAGAGCCCAAGAUCCCCACCUUCCCUGGCCAAGACAGCUUCAAAGGCACCGUCUACCAUGCCUCACAGCACAAAGACGCCUCAUCCUCAGGCCAGGACGUUACAGGCAAAAAGGUCAUUGUUCUCGGCUCAGGCAACAGCGGCCACGACAUCGCACAAAACUUCAGCGAGAACGGCGCAGUCGUCACCAUGGUGCAGCGGUCUCCAACCUACGUCAUCUCCGCCUCCAUAGGACUGCUAGAACUGUCCAAAGGCAUCUACGACGACGCCGCACUCCGAAUCAACACGAUCGACGAGACGGACGUCUACGCUCAAAGCUUGCCGUACGCGAUCCAGUGGGCGCUCGGCGUUGAGACGACCAAGCGCAUUGCGGGCCAGGAAAGCGAGCUACUCGCCGGGCUGCGCAAAGCGGGGUUUGCGCUUAGUGAGGGGAUCGAUGGCGCAGGGAUCAUGAGGCUGUAUAUGCAGAAGGGAGGCGGGUAUUACAUCGACGUCGGCGCUUCGAAGAUGAUCGCCGAGGGCAAGAUUAAGGUCGUGCAGAGCUUGGAUGGAAUCAAGGAAUUUGAGGCCGACAAGCUAGUGCUUGCGGACGGGACGAAGUUAGAUGCGGAUAUCGUUGUGUUGGCUACUGGCUACGACAAUAUGCGGACGAGUCUCAGGAAAGCAUUUGGUGACGAGGUUGCGGACCGAUGUAAGGAUGUUUGGGAUCUUGACGAUGAGGGUGAGAUCAAUGCGAUGUGGAGACCGAGCGGUCACCCGGGCGUUUUCUUCAUGGGCGGUAAUCUGCUUCUCUGCCGAAUCUACUCGAAGUUCUUGGCGCUGCAGAUCAAAGCUAUUGACGAAGGGCUGAAUCUACGGUAG